AUGCUAUUUUAUUUACGCUCAAGAAGAUAUAUUUCACUGGGUGAACAUAUUAGAAGAAUGGGUAGACGAAACAGAAAUGUUAAUAAAUUCGCACAACGCAAAAGAGAACGGAAAGAACAGGAAAAAAAUCCUCAAGAGAAACCGGCUGACACGCGAAAGCAUUAUGAAGAUAUUGUGCGUGAAAAUGCAGUCUUCGAAGAGUAUUAUAAGGCGCAGAAAGUUUGUCCUGAUGAUGAAUGGGAUGACUUCAUGAAAGCUAUCAAGAAAGAUCUCCCAACAGCAUUCAGGAUAACUGGUUCCAAAUGUGAAACAGAUGCCUUACUCAAUAUAGUGAAAAGUCAAUAUUUCUCAGAUAUAUUGAAUCAUAAACUUAAGUUGGAUGAUGAGAAAGAAGAAGAGGAAAUCAAACCGGUUAACUUGCCAUGGUAUCCCGGAGGUCUAGUGUGGCAGCUACCAGUGUCUCGGACACAUAUCCGUCGGAAUGAACCACUUUACCGUCUUCAUAACUUUUUAGUCGCUGAAACAGAAGCAGGCGGUGUUUCACGACAAGAGGCUGUAUCUAUGAUACCACCUGUUGUGUUACAAGUCCAACCACAUCAUAAGGUAUUAGAUAUGUGUGCUGCACCAGGCUCUAAGACUGCACAACUGAUUGAGUUCUUACAUUCUGAAGAAGACAAAAUGCCUACAGGUUUCGUGAUGGCCAAUGAUGUAGACAACAGUCGUUGUUACAUGUUGGUGCAUCAAGCCAAGAGGUUGAAUUCACCAUGCAUCAUCAUCACCAAUCAUGACUCAGCAGUACUGCCAUCACUCGUUGUGAGUGAUGUAGAGAACCCUGGUGCGACGAAGCCUCUCAAGUUCGACCGUGUUCUGUGUGAUGUUCCAUGUUCAGGAGACGCCACAUUGAGGAAGAACCCUGAUAUAUGGACGAAAUGGUCGACCGGGAAUGGAAAUAACUUACACGGUAUUCAGUACAGAAUCCUUCGUCGUGGUGUGGAGUUAUUGGCUGUGGGUGGAAGACUAGUUUAUUCUACGUGUUCCUUCAAUCCCGUGGAGAAUGAGGCCGUAGUACACAGACUUCUGCAGGAGACGGGAACAAGUGUGACCCUCGUGGAUGUACAGGAUCUACUGCCCGGGUUGAAGUUCCAUAAAGGCAUGACCCACUGGCGACCGGCGUCUAAAGACAUGGUGUUCUACAACAGUUAUGAUGAAGUACCAGAGAAGUGGCAGACGGUCGUCAGGCCGCAGAUGUUCCCUCCUAACACUGAGGACUUGGACAAAUAUAAUCUGGAUAGAUGUAUAAGAAUUCUGCCUCACCAUCAAGACACUGGAGGGUUUUUCGUGGCAGUGUUUGAAAAAACCGCUCUCCUACCGUGGGAGAAGGACCCAAGUAAGAAACCGGAUGUGGCUACCGAUGAACCGGCAGAAGAACCGGAAAAGAAGGAACCACCAAAGAAGAGAAGAAGAAUGGGUGGUUAUAGAGAAGAUCCUUUUGUAUUCUUCUCUGGUGAAAAUGAAGAUGUAUUCCCUUCUAUCAAGGAAUUCUACGAUCUUGAUACAAAAUUCGACCCUACUUGUCUAUUGACAAGAUGCCAUGUUGGGAAAAAGAAGAAUAUAUAUCUGGUGUCACCCAUGGUGAAAGAAGUUGUACAGAGAAAUGAGAAUAGUAUUAAGAUUAUAAACACAGGCGUUAAAACGUUUGUUAGAUGUGAUAAUAAGAAUAUGAAGUGCCCAUUUAGGAAGCAAAUCCCGGAGUGUUUCGGGAAAGCAAUGUUUGUCCUCAUUCCCAAAAAAGAUCGAGUUACCGAUCCGAAAGAUACUAGACCGAUAGCCUUAACAAAUACAAUAUCUAAAAUCUUUUUCUCGGUCCUACAAACGAGAAUGACGCGAUUCAUGCUCAGCAAUAAGUAUUUUAGGCCAAAUCACCAGAAAGGGUUUCUACCCGGGAUUUCUGGAUGCCUAGAACACAACACCUUGCUGUCGGAGAGUUUGAAAGAUGCUAGGAAAAGCGAGCGGCAAAUUACAGUUUGUUGGAUAGACUUAGAGAACGCGUUCGGGUCGAUACAACACGAGUUGAUGCUAUUCGCGCUUAGAUGGUAUAACUUUCCACCCUUAGUUAGCGAUAUGAUUGCGUCGUAUUACUCAAAAUUAAAGUUUUCUAUUAUAACUAAAGAAGGCCCUUCAAAAAGUUUGAGUUACAAUGUAGGACUAUUCCAAGGGUGCUGUUUAUCGCCAAUAGUAUUUAAUAUUGUAAUCAAUAUCCUAGUAGAUAAACUUAUCAGCAAUGAGAAAAAAUGGGGGUAUCGGUUUAAGUUCAAUAACAAAUACACGGAAUCCAUUUUAGCCUUCGCUGACGAUCUCGCAAUACUGACACGUCACCCCAAACACUGUCAAGUACUAUUGGAUGAAGUGGCUAAAUUCUGUGAGUGGACGGAUGGAUUGAGGACAAAACCAAGUAAAUGUCACUGUCUGUGUCUUGGUAGGCGGAAUACAAGAUACACCUCAUACGAUCCGGGACUAUCGAUAGGCGGUCAAUGCGUUUCUACGGUUACGGAAAAUGCACCAUUCAAGUUUCUCGGUCGUAAGAUUGAUAAUAUAGGACGUACUCCAUCUUUAGAAGGAAUAGUAGAUAGCUUUUUAAAUGAUCUCAACAAGGUAGAUAGCCAGCAGAUCAGUAACGUAAAAAAAGCAUGGAUCUACGAUAAUUACUUAACUUCACGUUUGAAUUGGCCUUUCCUCGUCUAUGAUUUUAGUAAAACCCUUUUAUCUAAAUUAGAUGCAGGCGUCAUAAAGAUGUUGAAGUUGUGGCUCGGGCUCGCGCUAACGGCUGAUUCAUCGGCUUUAUUCAGGGAUCGUAAUAGUUUUGGGAUGAAUCUAAAAAGACCAUCGGAGCUCUACAAACACCUAAGAGUUUCCAAGAGACAUAUCCUGGGAAAAUCCCAUGAUGACGUCGUUACAUCACUCCCAAAAGACAAUGAUGCCCCAGAGCUAGAGUCACGACUUCUAUUCCAUAAACAAUUUAUGAUCGGAGCGCAAAAUAACAGAGUAGGGUUAGGAUCAAGUAGGAAAGUCCAAGAUACGGAUAUAUUGAAGUCUUUUAUUCGGCAAGACGAGAACGAUAAAUACAAGAUCCAUGCAAUGAGUUUAGAAAUGCAGAACGAGUGGUUAGACAUAGGAGAUUUUUGCAUUCCACUAGCACUAAAAUGGCGCACCCUAAUUCAUGACUGGUCGCCAGCCUUGCUAAAAUUUUAUCUCAAUGCGUUCCAGAUGACUCUCCCAGAUCAGAGUAAUUUAGUAAGAUGGGGUAAAGGUACCGAAAAAACUUGCUAUAUCUGCGGAAAGAAAGUUGGAACUGCCAAGCAUAUGCUGGUGGGAUGUAAGGUUCUCCUGGACAGCGGUCAAUACUCGCGUCGUCACGAUAGGGUUUUAGAGAUCAUACGUGAAGCGGUUAGUCUUUCGGUAGCCAGAGCGCAAAGGGAAAUAACCACAAACGAGCGAUCAAUAGGUUUUGUGAGAGAGGGCACCAGGGCUAUAAAAUCAAACGUCAAGCCUUACUCUAUCCUUAAAGCGGCUUCGGAUUGGACUAUCAUGAUGGAUACGUAUGAGAAACAAUACAAAAUCCCCGAGGAUAUUUGUGCAUCGGCCUCCAGACCAGACAUAUUUCUGUAUUCGCGUAUUUUAAAGCGCGUUGUGAUGAUAGAGCUUACGGUGCCUUGGGAAACCAACAUCCCCAAAGACCAUGCCAUCAAGGUCAAUAAGUAUUACGAGCUCACUAACGAACUAACUCGAAAUAGGUUCGUCGUUGAUUUGUACGCGGUAGAGGUGGGAGCGAGAGGUAUAACAGCUAAAUCUCUCUAUAACCUACUAAAAGACUUGGGCCUGUCCAGAACUAACAUUAAUUCAUUCUUGGAACGUACGUCGAAGGCAGCCCUAGUAGGUUCUUUUCAAAUUUGGUUAGGUAGGGAGAGGAGCUUGGACAGUGGAGGUGAGCGUAUAACGCGCGUUAGUUAA
This is a messenger RNA of Danaus chrysippus (African queen), 4008 nucleotides long. The record is from the annotation of a GenBank genome assembly. Lineage: Eukaryota; Metazoa; Arthropoda; Insecta; Lepidoptera; Nymphalidae.